AUGUUCGGCUUCUCGCGACUCGCCUUCGUUCUUCUCGUCUCCGCCUGCGUCUUGGCCAUGGCCGCGCCGAAGCAAAUGGUGUUCGGAUUCGGAAAACGGUACCUUAUCACCUUUAAACUCAUCUGAACAGAAUAAUCCUUCUUCUAGCUCUCUCGGGGACCUGAGCGAAAUCCCGGAGGACGUUCCGAUGAAGCGCUACAAGCCGCGAAGCUUCGCGAUGGGUUUCGGCAAACGCGCCGCGAUGCGCAACUUCAACAUGGGUUUCGGCAAACGAUCGGCACCGGAGGAGCAGUUCGGUUCGUACCCUUUGCAACUGGUGUUGUAGUCGGUCCACUAACCCCCCAUAUGCUAACGUCACACUUUCGCUUCUUGUGCUUGUCGAGAUGGUCAGCAGAAUAUUGGUUUUUAGACCUCGAUGCCUUCUAA
Messenger RNA from Caenorhabditis sp. 36 PRJEB53466, 426 nucleotides. The record is from the annotation of a GenBank genome assembly. Lineage: Eukaryota; Metazoa; Nematoda; Chromadorea; Rhabditida; Rhabditidae.